UAUAUGUAUAUAUACAUAUGUGUGUAUAGAGAGUGAGAUAGAGUUGAAGGGCAAAUGGUGCAAAGAACGGUACUUAAGGUGCGGUUAUCUUGUGAGAAAUGUAGAAAGAAGAUCCUAAAAUCAGUUUCUGGGCUUUAUGGCGUAGAUAAGAUUGAAAUCGAUGCAGCGAAAGACACAUUAACAGUUACAGGAGACGCUGAUCCAUAUGUGAUAAUCAAACAAGCAAGAAAGGUCAUAAAAUGUGUCGAAGUUGUGACAAUUGGACCACCACCCCAACCUCCAAAGAAGCCUGAAGAGAAGAAGUCGGUGGAUAAAAAACCCGAAGUGACUAUCCACCCAUUUAUUCAUAUUCCUCAGAGUUGUGUUGCUUGUAACAGCUGGUCGUCGUUCAUAUGACUUAUACUAUAAAAUAAAAGGCCUUCCUCGACGGCUCAAUCCGUUAGUGAGAGGGUGUAACACGUGUGUCGCUAAAAGAUAAUUUGAUUUGUAAUAUAUUAAUAUCAAGAAGAAGAAGCUGGUGGAUAAAAAACCCGAAGUGACUAUCCAUCCAUAUAUGCAUAUUCAUCAGAGUUGCGUUGCUUGUAACAGUUGGUCGUUGUUCACAUGACUUAUACUAUAAAAUAAAAGGCCUUCCUCGACGGCUCAAUCCGUUAGUGAGAGGGUGUACCAUGUGUGUCGCUAAAAGAUAAUCUGAUUUGUAAUAUAUUAAUAUCAAUCUUUGUGUAAAAUUGAAAAAUAAGACAUCGCCAUGUGUUUAUUUUUUGGUAAAAUGACGAAAAUGGCCAAGAAUGGGUCAACUUUUCCA
Helianthus annuus (common sunflower) is the source of this 805-nucleotide messenger RNA. RefSeq names its product heavy metal-associated isoprenylated plant protein 43. The record is from RefSeq and is a predicted model, not a curated record. Lineage: Eukaryota; Viridiplantae; Streptophyta; Magnoliopsida; Asterales; Asteraceae. The transcript is spliced from 2 exons. Gene Ontology annotation, molecular function: metal ion binding. The coding region runs from base 55 to 396 and encodes 113 amino acids.